Messenger RNA from Chaetomium fimeti, 465 nucleotides. RefSeq lists its product as uncharacterized. The transcript has a single exon. Bases 124 to 375 code for a protein of 83 amino acids. The record is from RefSeq and is a predicted model, not a curated record. NCBI's taxonomy places the organism in Eukaryota, Fungi, Ascomycota, Sordariomycetes, Sordariales, Chaetomiaceae.
GUUAGCUCAGCUGGUUAGAGCGUCGUACUAAUACCGGGAAACCCGUAUAAGGUAUGCGAAGGUCAACAGUUCAAUCCUGUUACUGGGCAUUCAUCUUUUGGCAAUUUGUCAAUCGUUCAUCCGAUGUGGUGGGUUCCAUCAUUAUUACUUCCACUUUCUCCUUUUCUUCUUCUUCUUCUUUUUUUUCACCGAUAUUAUUCAAGUCAUGCGAUUUCAACAGACUUGAACUACGAAGUACUUCGAACCUCUUCAUAUGCAGGAAAUAGUUCGGAUGAGGAAGACAGGCAGGGAAGCACCCAACCGAGCCGAUUCGACGCAGAAAGCCUCCGGCCUUGGGAGGAUGAACAAUGCUUGAUGAUUUUCGUCAGGGGGUGACACGCGAGUGGGUGGCUCACAUGCGAUGAAAUUGACCCCCAAACUUAGUUAAGCACGGACUCGAGAAUACGGAACCGAAUCGCGAUCUUC